CAUCUCUCUAUCCCUCUUCUUCUCUCCCAUUCUUCACCCAUCUUUCCAACAACAAUCUCAUCACAAUGUCUUGCUACAAGGGGAAAUAUGCCGAUGAGCUGAUUGCUAAUGCUACGUACAUUGGGACACCGGGAAAGGGGAUUCUCGCCGCCGACGAGUCCACCGGCACGAUCGGGAAGCGUUUGCAGAGCAUCAACACUGAGAAUAAUGAAGCCAACAGGAGAACUCUCCGGGAGCUGCUCUUCACCACUCCCGGUGCUCUUCAGUACCUCAGCGGUGUCAUCUUGUUCGAGGAAACCUUGUACCAGUCCACCUCUUCUGGCAAGAAAUUUGUUGAUCUCAUGAAGGAAGGCAACGUGCUUCCUGGAAUCAAGGUUGACAGCGGCGUGGUGGAGCUCCCCGGAACCAACGGCGAGACGACGACCCAGGGUCUCGACGGGCUAGCCCAACGGUGCCAGAAGUACUACGAGGCUGGAGCCCGGUUCGCGAAAUGGCGAGCGGUUCUCAAGAUCGGCACCAACGAGCCGACUCAGCUUUCCAUCAACGAGAACGCCAACGGCCUCGCGCGCUACGCCAUAAUCUGCCAGCAAAACGGGCUGGUCCCGAUCGUGGAGCCGGAGAUCCUCGUCGACGGGCCCCACGACAUCGAGAAAUGCGCCGACGUCACCGAGCGCGUCCUCGCCGCCUGCUAUAAAGCCCUCAACGACCACCACGUCCUCCUCGAAGGCACCCUCUUGAAGCCCAACAUGGUGACGCCGGGAUCCGACUGCAAAAACCGCGUCAAGGCGGAAGUGAUCGCGGAGUACACGGUGCGGGCGUUGCAGCGCACGAUGCCGGCGGCCGUCCCCGCGGUGGUUUUCCUGUCCGGCGGGCAGAGCGAGGAGGAGGCGACGGUGAACCUGAACGCCAUGAAUAAACUGAAGACUAAGAAGCCAUGGAACCUUACGUUCUCCUAUGGCCGCGCUCUGCAACAGAGUACUCUCAAGGCUUGGGGUGGAAAGCAGGAGAACUACAAGGCGGCGCAGGAUGUUUUCCUGGCCAGAUGCAAAGCUAACUCCGAGGCCACCCUCGGAACUUAUGCCGGCUCCGCAAACCUCGCCGCCGGCGCUUCCGAGAGCCUCCAUGAAAAGGAUUACAAGUACUAAGACUAAUUCCGAAUCAGCAUGGGAGUGUUUAAUUUAUUACUAUCUAGGAUUUUUUUUAAAAAAUAAAGUUUCUAUCCAACCCCACCCCAUCCCCAGAUGCUUUGUCGGGUCAGGGUGUGAGGGUUCUUGGGUUUAGAAUUCAACUUUAGGGAAGAAUAAAUCUUGAAUAACAUUGAUGUUUUGUUUGAAAUUCAAUGAUUUUUUAAUAAGAUUAUGAAUUUUAGUCCGUGAU
Messenger RNA from Ipomoea nil (Japanese morning glory), 1377 nucleotides. Its product is annotated as fructose-bisphosphate aldolase 6, cytosolic-like. The transcript has 3 exons. The record is from RefSeq and is a predicted model, not a curated record. Gene Ontology annotation, molecular function: fructose-bisphosphate aldolase activity. Lineage: Eukaryota; Viridiplantae; Streptophyta; Magnoliopsida; Solanales; Convolvulaceae. The coding region runs from base 66 to 1145 and encodes 359 amino acids. Gene Ontology annotation, biological process: glycolytic process; fructose 1,6-bisphosphate metabolic process. Gene Ontology annotation, cellular component: cytosol.